AUGGGCAGCACAGGACCGGUGGAGAUUCCUGCCGUAAGAAAGAAAAGUGCUGAAUUGUACCUGCAUGACUACGAUCUUGAUGACGAUCUUUCGAUUGCUUCACCUCCCGUCAGCAAGCCUAUCGUCGACGUCGAAGACCCCGUCGAUGCCCUCAGUGCAAACAGAGAGCAAACUAGGCUGGUGGCUGCUGGUUGUCGUGGGGUGCUAAAAGUUUUCAAGAUGGACGAUCAAGGCUUAGAGCAAGUAGCCGAUCUUAGAUCUGCACGAAGUCGUCGGUUGAACUUGCUAUAUUCUCCUAGCAAUGUGGCAUGGAGUAAACUCAAAGAUCAACUGGUAGCAACCACAUCUAACAACGGAGCUGUUGUCUUGUGGGAUAUGCAUUACAAGGCACAUCAAAGAUCGGCCACUGUUGUUCAUUUCCAUCGUUCUAAUGAUAACUUACUUGUUAGUGGUUCUCGAGAUGCUGCUGUAUUCCUAUAUGACCUUCGUGAACAGGAUCCUGUAAAGAAGUUUGGGUCGGUGUAUUAUUAUCGGAACCUGUUUUGUUGUUCUAUAAGAGCAUGCAUUUACAGACCGCUGAUACAAUUUCCUGCUCACCAAGGCUAUGCGGCAAGUAUUGCACUCAAUCCAAGAGAACGCCAUUUGAUCGCAUCUGGUGGUGGCAGAGACAAGUUCAUUAAGGUAAUUCAAUCUCGUCUACUGCUAUUUUCAUUUCUUAGUUUGCGUGUUCUUCAUAUUCUUCUUGUAAACGAUAUGAGCGUCCAUAUAUGGGAUAUACGGCGGCCGUUCCUACCGUUUGCUAGCUUCGAAGAUCAUAGUGACAGUGUCACUGAUAUGUGGUGGAGCAUUCAAGAUCCAGAACGAAUUGUUUCAUGUGGAAAGGAUGGUCUGUUGGUGCUCCAUCGCAUGGAACAAAAACAGUCUCCGUUAUCGUACGCUUGUGAUAUGGCCCUAGACGUUGCACCUGAUGGUCUGGUUGGAGUUGCAGGUGAGAUACUGGAAUUUUUCACUGUUUUCCAGCGUUUCUGCGGAGGGAGAUCAAUUUCACAACCGUAUGAUCCCUUCCGCACACCAGUACGUAGUCAGCUUUCAUGUGGUUUACCGGAUAAUGCCAUGAACACUCUGCAACCGUCUGCCUUUUAUAAGUUGGCGGAAAAUUAUCUGGCUGGAGGCCACCCGCUUCGCACCUUGUGCAAUCACAACGCCAAUUUGGCUAUGCAUUUGGGACAGUCUAGUGUCGCUCAAACUUGGCGUUUAGUGGGAGCACUUCUUGAGCAGACUGGAUUACAGAAGGUUUGUAGUUUCCCCAAAUGGUCCUCCUUGUACGUAUAUAUUUUAGAAAAUCCACAUUACAACGAUUUUACUGGACUGAAAGAUGAGGCGUUUGCGUUGAAACCGGAUCUAACGAAAUCGAUGUUCAUGUCUAUGACCAAGAAGGAACAUAUUGCUCGCAUGAACUGGAAUCCAAUGCAAGAAGUUGCCAGGCUGCUUCGUUAUCAUGCUGAUCAGGGAGAUGUGCAGACGUGUGCAACCUUAGCUCUUGUAUGUGGACGACGGUUGUCAGAUGUUAUUGACGACUUCACGGUUGAAUCGAAUGACUUCAGCGAAUUCACAACGUGUCGUAUAAUUGGUUUCUGUUUUGAGGGUACUCAUUUUCGUCUUUCUCACCGCGGUUGCACUGGGCAAACGUUGAAAUGUCGUUGCGUUAAAUGCUACGCGGUUUGCGGUGGAACGUGUUCAGUAUGGUGA
Molecule: messenger RNA, 1749 nt
Organism: Haemonchus placei
Lineage: Eukaryota; Metazoa; Nematoda; Chromadorea; Rhabditida; Trichostrongylidae
Source: the annotation of a GenBank genome assembly